Molecule: messenger RNA, 2170 nt
Organism: Arachis ipaensis
Lineage: Eukaryota; Viridiplantae; Streptophyta; Magnoliopsida; Fabales; Fabaceae
Product: protein YLS7
Cellular component (GO): Golgi apparatus
Molecular function (GO): O-acetyltransferase activity
Source: RefSeq, a predicted model, not a curated record
UUAAUUUUCUCUUUCGGUGAGUGUCAUAUGCUUAGUAAUUUGUAAUUGAACGAGAUCCUCGCUCCUUUGUAGAAGUGGACAAGCAUUACAAGAUAAAUAUAGGCAACAAAGAACACCUUGUCCCUCAUUUCUCAAUAUUAUUUCUUCUAAAUUCCUCAUCCAUCCCUUUCUACCACACAAUUGCUUGAUGCAUCUUUCCAGUAGUUCAGAACCAAGGCAACAUGGUACUCAAAGUGCUGGUCUUGUGGAUUGAUUGAUGAUUAGCAAUUUCACUGCUUGAAGAAGCAGCUUUGAUAGUUAGUUUAGUAGUUUCUAUGGUUUGGGAACUCAAAAAGCCUUUGAUGCUUCAAGUUUUAGUGUAGAGCUUAUUAGCUUUGUUUAAAUGAAAGCCAUGACUUUGGAUAAUCCAAAGAGUUCUCCCAAUGAGUCUCCAAGUCCAAGACCUCUUUCUUGGAUUGUGGUUUUCUUGGGAGUACUUGCAUUGUUCUUGAUUUGUGCUUCUGGAAUUCUUGCCUCAUACCCAGUUGGCUCCACGGUUCGCCAGUAUUUCUACGGCAUAGAUCGUUCGAGAUUUUAUGAUAUAUCAGUUUUUCCAGUUCAUGAAAGUUCCACUGAUGUUUCCUCCAAUGAACCAUCCUCAAGUGAUAGGAAGGUAGCGAAAACUGUUAUCGAAUUAAAUUCACAAGAACUCUCUAGUGAAUCUGCUUCAUCAGAAUAUACAGAAACCAGUACUGAUAAGGUUGAUAGCAACCUGCAUGCUCAAUCUGAUUUAACUUCGAAUUUGCCUCUGCCAGUGGCUGGUACUAUUUCUUCCAAUGUGACUGUUAAUGUUACAAUUGAGGCACCUCCAGACUCAGUAUCAACAGCAGUUCCAGCCUCAUCUAAUGAAUCCUAUUCUGGUUCUGUUAAUUCAGGCUGUAAUCUAUUCCAUGGAACGUGGUUACAUGAUUCGUUGGGACCGUUAUACAGGAACGAUUCGUGCCCCGUAUUGACACAAAUGGAGAAUUGCCAGGGUAAUGGGAGGCCUGAUAAGGAUUAUGAGAACUGGAGAUGGAAGCCCUUUCAAUGUGACAUCCCUCGUCUCGAUCCUAGGAAGUUUUUGGAGGUGAUGAGAGGCAAGACAUUGGCUUUCAUUGGGGAUUCAGUUGCUCGAAACCAGAUGGAAUCAAUGAUGUGUAUUCUCUGGCAGGUAGAAACACCCAAGAACAAUGGAAACCGAAACAUGCAGCGAUUUUAUUUUAAGUCCACAUCUGUUACUAUUAUCCGAAUAUGGUCCUCAUGGCUAGUCAAGCACAGUUCUGAACCAUUUGAUUAUGCGCCGGAAGGUGUGGAUAAGCUCUUUCUCGAUAUCCCUGACCAGAAGGUCAUGGAAUUUCUCCCAAAAUUUGAUGUGGUUGUUCUUUCCUCCGGCCACUGGUUUGCCAAACAGUCAGUGUAUGUCUUGAACAAUGAGAUAGUAGGAGGGCAAUUGUGGUGGCCAGACAAAUCUCGGCCGAUGAAGAUCAACAAUGUUGAAGCAUUUGGUAUAUCUGUUGAAACAAUGUUUACUGCUCUUGCAAUGCAUCCAAAUUUCACAGGACUUGCAAUUCUUCGUUCCUAUUCGCCGGAUCAUUUCGAGGGUGGCGCUUGGAAUACCGGCGGAUCAUGCACCGGGAAGGUUAAGCCUCUUGGACUUGGUGAGUUGGUGGAAAAUGGCGAUACAAAUGCAAUGUAUGAGCAACAGGUUAAAGGUUUUAAUCAUGCAUCAAAGAAGGCAACAAAUGGAUCAAAGUUGUUGUUCAUGGAUAUCACUGAAGCCUUUAGUUACCGGCAUGAUGGCCAUCCUGGUCCCUUCAGGAAUAAAGCCCGGAAUAAGAUCACGGUGCGCGGCCCGGACGGAAAGCCGCCGCCACAGGAUUGCUUACAUUGGUGCAUGCCAGGUCCUGUAGAUACUUGGAAUGAGAUUUUGUUUGAAAUGAUUAAGAGAGAGUUUGAAGGUGGUAAUGCAUCAUGAGAUAUUUAUACCUGUCUCAGGACUAAGACUAGUCCAUUCUUUUCUUUUUAAAUCUUCUUAAAGUAUAUUAUAUAGAGAAAUUUAUCCUUUUUUUUUAAUAUAAAGUUUAGGAUGAUAAGCAUCUAGCUUAUACCCAUGUCUGUUCAUGAGUAAUGUUGUAUGUUCCACAUAAGUUCA